GUGUAAACGACACCAACCCCAAUCCAGAUCAAAACGCAACCACAACAGAUGAAGGUUCUGUUUCUUGCGGUGAUAGUGGUUAUAUAGCUGAAGAAUAUAAUCUAGGUCUUCAUAUUGCUUCAUUUUUUAUAAUACUUGCAACAAGUUCAUUGGGUGCUUUUAUUCCAGUUAUAUCUACUAGAAACCCCAACUUGAAGAUUCCAAAAUUAGUUCAUUUCU
Entrophospora candida is the source of this 219-nucleotide messenger RNA. NCBI's taxonomy places the organism in Eukaryota, Fungi, Glomeromycota, Glomeromycetes, Entrophosporales, Entrophosporaceae. The record is from the annotation of a GenBank genome assembly.